Molecule: messenger RNA, 2477 nt
Organism: Caenorhabditis angaria
Lineage: Eukaryota; Metazoa; Nematoda; Chromadorea; Rhabditida; Rhabditidae
Source: the annotation of a GenBank genome assembly
AUGAUCGACGCAUUUCUCAAUAAAAUCACCGCAAUCUAUUAUCACAUUUACUACCUCGCUUUCGGAAUUCCAAUGAAUCUUCUGAUGUUUUUCAUGAUCUUCAAGAAAACUGCCAAGGUUUUCGAGUCAAUGAAAUAUUUUUGAUUCCGGCUAGCUUUUCUACGCUAAUACUUUCAAGUUUAGCAUUUUUUCUACAAAUACGAACGAUAAAUAAUACCAAAAGCUUGGCUAUAUUGGGACAGGGGUUAUGUAUACACAUUGGAGCACAGAUAUGUUUUCAAGCUUAUAUUUUGUUGUUGGUGAUUAAUCAUCAUGGCUUCAAAUUUUUAUAAACAAGUUCAGUCACUUUCGGCGGCCGUUGCAGUUUUGAACAGCCACAUUAUCUUCUAUCGGAUGAUUUUCAUGAAAUAUCAAGAUCGAAAAAUUGUAUUAAAAUAUGUAUACAUUUAUUGCUUGAAAUAUUCUAUACCUCUUUCUGUGUUGGUAAGGUUUACCCAAAACUCUGAAGUUCUAUUCUGUAUCACCUCAGGUUUUCUGUAAUAUUCCUGAAAAGAACAUGGAAGUUGUCUACAAUGAAACCUUCACUCAACAUCCAGAUUAUUCUCUCGAACCAUUUGGAAAUUGUGGGGGAUUUGUGAAUACUUAUAGUGUUUUUGCAUCCGCGAACACAUUUAUUCUAGCAAUUACAGUUGUGUACUUAUCGAUUUUUGGAUAUUAUUGUCGAUGGAGUUCUCUCAAAAUUUUGGAUUUGAACAAAACUUCAUUAUCCCAGAAAAAUGUUGAACUUUUCAAGUCCUUGAUUCAGGUUUUACAGUCAAUUUUUUUAUUUUUAAUAAUUUCUCCAGGGUUUCAGGGUCUAACAGUACAAACUAUUCUACCAUUAGCUUGUUAUAUACUAGUUGGUAUAUUUUUUCUACAUAGCAAAUAUAAUGAGCAGGAUCAAUUGAUAUUUUCGCAAUAUUUGGUUGGAAUUCUUCUAACACUUCCCGCUGUUAUGAAUCCAAUGUUGAAUAUUUAUUUUAUUAUUCCUUAUCGAGUUGCACUUCGUCAAAUGGUAUUUACAAAAUCAGUUACAGAAAGCGAACCACAAAUUAUGUUUACGAAUUGAAUUUAGAUACACCCAAAAUAGUUUUUGAUACAUAAUAUGUAGAUAAAUAUCAUAUGAGCCCAGGCACAAGUUGUUACUAGCCAAUGAAAAAAGUUUAAUCAAUGGGUAGUGUAAUUAUUAUUAUACUCGAAUCAUUCAAAACUCAAAAAAAUCAUGAUCGACGCAAUUUUCAACAAAAUUUCUGAAAUUUAUUAUCACAUUUACUAUUUUGCAUUUGGCAUUCCUAUGAAUCUUCUCAUUUUUUUACCUGAUUCUCAAAAAAACAGCCAAGGUUUUUGAGUCAAUGAAAUAUUUUUUGAUUCCGGCUAGCUUUUCUACGCUGAUACUUUCAAGUUUAACCUUUUUUCUACAAGUUAGAACUGUUAAUAAUACCAAAAGUUUGGCUAUAUUGGGACAGGGAUACUGUAAAAUGUUUGGAGCAGAGAUAUGUUUUCAAGCAUAUAUUUGGUUAUUGGUGAGUUUGAAGAAGAACAUUGUUUAGAAUUAUUAUAUCAAAAUAUUUUUAGUCACUUUCUGCGGCCGUUGCAGUGCUAAAUAGUCACAUAAUUUUCUAUCGAAUGAUUUUCAUGAAAUUUCAAGAAAGAAAAACUGCAUUAAAGUAUGUAUACUUGUAUUGCAUUAAUUAUUUGAUACCUCUGAUUACUGUGGUAAGAUCAUUUGAAAAUUUCGAGAAAAGUUUAACAUUAUAGAUUUUCUGUAACAUUCCUGAGAAAAAUAUGGAUGCAGUCUACAACGAAACUAUUACUCAACAUCCUGAUUACUCUUUCGAGCCAUUCGGAAAAUUUGGAGGAUUUGUGAAUACUUAUAAUGUUUUUACAUCAGCAAACACUAUUAUUCUAGCACUAGGAACUGUAUACUUUUCAAUAAUUGGUUUUUAUUGUAGAUGGAGUUCUCUAAAGAUAUUGGAUUUGAGCAAAACUUCAUUAUCCCAGAAAAAUGUUGAUCUUUUCAAAUCACUGAUUCAUGUAAAUCAACAUUGACUAUAACUUUUAUAACUAUGAACUUGCAGGGUUUUACAGUACAAACAAUUUUACCUUUGACGUGUUACAUUCCAGUUGCAAUAUCUUUUCUAUAUAACAAAUAUAAUGAGAAUGAUCAAUUGAUAUUCUCUCAAUAUUUGGUUGGAACUCUUCUAACACUUCCCGCUGUUAUGAAUCCUAUGUUGAAUAUUUAUUUCAUCGUUCCUUAUCGUGUUGCUCUUCGUCGUAUGAUUCUUCUUAACAGAUCAGAGAUUGAAAGUGAGCCACGUGUUAGAUUCAGGUGAAUUUUGAAAAGAUUUACCACAUGAUUAAUCUAGAAAAGUUACAGAAACAACAGUAUCAACCCAUCUUUACAUCAUCAUGAAUGUCUAGCAACAGUUGCUAAUUGA